Messenger RNA from Onychomys torridus (southern grasshopper mouse), 705 nucleotides. It is a transcript of the gene Hsbp1l1, whose product is annotated as heat shock factor binding protein 1 like 1. The coding region runs from base 363 to 581 and encodes 72 amino acids. The record is from RefSeq and is a predicted model, not a curated record. Lineage: Eukaryota; Metazoa; Chordata; Mammalia; Rodentia; Cricetidae. Gene Ontology annotation, cellular component: nucleus; cytosol. The transcript is spliced from 5 exons. Gene Ontology annotation, biological process: cellular heat acclimation. Gene Ontology annotation, molecular function: transcription corepressor activity.
UUUUCCUGAGAACCGCAGGAUCUCUGUGACUUGGAUAGCAGAGAGGCGUCUGGGAGGGCUCAGUGUUGACGGUGCAGCAGAAGCUGUACUUCUCUUCGUUCUUACUGGGUAGGUGACUGUCCCGCAGAAGAAUGUGAGACCCCUCUAGAUGUACCUGCUUUUGGAGUAGCCUCAGCUCUGUCUCACGGAGCAGGUCACCUCCUCUGAAGGAUGAGAACACGCAGCAAAGCCGGAUUGGCCGGCUGCUGGUCCGGUCCGCACCUGCCCCCGCGCUCUCUCGGGUUUGCCAGUGCUCAGCCCAAAGCGUGACACCCGCUGGGUCUACCCAAGACCCAGGACCCCAGACUGCUACGCCGGUACAGAUGGACGCCCGGGCGCCGGAAGUUCCUUGCGGGGACAUACUGCAGAACGCGGCACAAAAUCUACUUCAAGAGCUUGAAGACCACUUCCGAGCCCUGACUACAACGUUAAACAGCAGAAUGGAAGAAAUGGGAAGUCGCAUCGAGGACUUACAGAAAAACGUUGAUGACCUAAUGGUUCAAGCUGGAAUCGAGAAUUCUAUCAAAGAACAAACAACCUGAAGAUGUUAAACAAGUCACAUGAAAUUGCUAAAAUGGAAUCUAUACUGUUUGAAUAAUCUAUGCAGUAUGAAUUUUGAUGUUCGGUUUUUAAUUUUUUUUUUUUUUUUGGAAACUUGAAAUCAAA